GGAGGGAAACUCAGAGCUGAGGCGGGGUUGCCUCACCAGCGCAACCAGGGUACGGGAGGCUUCUUCGGCUGCUGCUGCGGCGACACGGGGCCUCUCCGCCUCUAUUAGCUCCGUACGGCCGGGCCGGGAGCCCAGCGGAAGGCUGAAACUCGGUGGGCAUGGCCUUGGAUACAAGGAGUUUUUUCUCCUCUGGAAAAUUUGGUCAAAGGUAGCACCAACUGUUUGAUGUCCUGAGUGGUAAAGCUGUAUAGGUCAAUUGCAGGAUCAAGAUGUGGACAAAAUGGCUGAGAAAAGGAAGAAAUUUAUCUCUUUAUCGUGGCAGAAUGUGGGCAACAUGACAGCAAAAAUACUUUCCUGUAAGAUCACAACAGCAUUUCUUUCUUUAAUUAUUGCAGAGAAAUGCGGAGCCUAUGAUGUGAUGUUCAAGCAUAGUCUUGUGCCUGAUGGGCAGCCUCUUGUUAUUAAAUGUUCACUGGAAAAGAGCUUCAAUUUUAAAAGUGGAGACUGCAACUUAACAUGGUAUAAAGUUGGUAACCAAACUGCAGUGCCUAGAGACAGACUUUCUAGAAUUCAUCAGCAGAAGAGUUUAAUUUGGUUUCUCCCUGCAAUAUUAGAAGAUUCUGGAAAUUAUGAAUGUGUCAUAAGUUGCAGGAAUUUGACAAGCUGCAGCAAAAUGUCUACAGAAGUAACAGUUUUUGAGAGGACUGAUGGCUUAUGCUUAAAUGAAAAAUUUGCUGUAGAGGAGGUGGUAUUCACUUCAUCAUCUGCAAAGGUUGUGUGUCCACACUUGGAUCACUUCAGGAAUGAGAAAAAUAUUCUACCUGUUCAUUGGUAUAAGGACUGUCAGCUACUGGAAGGGAAACGAUUUGCCUUCUUAAACAGUGACCUUGUGAUUUUCAAUGUGACUGUGCAAGAUCAAGGGAACUAUACAUGCAAAACAACAUAUACCUAUAAUGGAAAGCAAUAUGACAUUGCACGAGACAUUAGUCUGAUUGUAGAAGUGAGCCCACCAAAAAUGCCCCCAGAAAUAUCUUAUCCGCAAAACAACUCAAUUGAAGUGGAACUUGGCUCACAGGUGACAGUGGAUUGCAAUACAACAGGUGCUGAUGGGUUUGAGGUGUUUUGGACAGGCAACGGUGUGUAUAUUGAUGUGUUUUAUGUGAGCAGAAUUUUUGCAAAGCCCAAUAAGCAUUUCAGAUUGUGGAACUUCUCUUCCACCAAGCACUGGGAUGCUCCGCCUACUUUUACAGAUGCUGAGAACCCCCUGCAACAUGGUGAGGAAACUGCUUAUGAUGGACGCCCUGUGUAUUCUGUGAAGCUCAUAAUUUCAGAAGUGCAUAGUGAAGACUAUGAACAACCAUUCGUCUGUCAAGCUUCAAAUGCCUUUGGACAGGUUGCAUCCUAUAUUAUAUUAAAACAUAGAGCUCCUGAUGUACAAAGAUGGCUGACUGGAGUGUUUGUCUCUUUCUUACUGUUAACAUUUAUUAUUCUGGUCGUCUAUAAGAUUUUCAAGAUUGACUUGGUGCUUUGGUAUCGUAAUUUUGGAUGUGCCUUUGUAAGUAAGGAAGAUGGAAAAAUCUAUGAUGCAUGUGUCCUGUACACAAAAGGCUGUGGAGGCAGCAACUUCUAUCGUCUGGAAACCUUUGUUCUUAGAAUACUCCCCAACGUUUUAGAACAACAAUGUGGAUAUAAUCUCUUUAUUUUAGGAAGGGAUGACCUACCAGGAGAAGCUGUGGUCAGUGUUGCUGAUGAAAUCUUCAAGCAAAGCAGAAGACUGAUGAUUAUUUUUGGAUCUGAAACAUUUAGUUGCGUCCAGUUGGAAGAUGCCUCUGAACAACAAUUAGCUUUGUAUAGUGCUCUUAUCCGUGAUGAGACUCAAGUGAUUCUUAUAGAAAUGGAUGGAACACAGGACUACACAAGCAUGCCAGAAUCAAUCAGAUAUAUUAAGCAAAAGCAUGGGGCCAUCCAAUGGAAAGGAGACUUCUCAGAGAAAUCUUGUUCAGCAAAUACAAAAUUCUGGAAAAAUGUGCGCUAUCAAAUGCCAGCCAAGAAAAAAGUGUCUUUUUCUGAAGUUUAUUUAUCACCUCAAACUUUGAACAAUUCUGCAGCAAAGGGAAAUUAAGAUCUACUUACUAAAAUACUACUGAGAAGGUAAUUUGGAAAUAUGUUUUCUACACAAAUUUUUUGUGUUACGAACAGAGGUUUUUUUGGUCAAGGAGUAAAAACUACUCAUCCCUUCUUGAAAUUAAACCUUAAAAGGAAAACUGUGCAACUGUGUUUCUGUUUCAGCUACAGAUAAAGAGCAAUUUAUUCAGGUUUAUGUCUGGAUUAAGCAUUGUGGAUGUUGAUAGACUGUUCAGGAGUGAUGAUCCAGAUUAGUGUAAUGUCCACUGAAGAACCAACUGUGAAGUCUGUUUGUUUUCUAAUUGAAACUGCUGUUGAUGGUUAUGUAGACUGCAUUUUCCUAGCAAUUCUGUUACUCUUGUUUUCGUCCCUCCAGAAUUAUCUGAUCUCCUCAUUACCAUAAAAAUCUGCACUGUGCAAGUUUUGGAGUCCACUCUUGAGUAACAAGCCUUACUCUUGUUUCUUGGAGGGGAUAGGGAAAUACUGGGUAGGUUUGAAAUGACUCACAGUACUGCAUGCGUUGAACCAGUGAUUACCAAAUAUGCUAAACAAAUGGAUUCAUGAAUUCUCACACAUUUAUUAAAUAAUUCUGUAAUACCUGGUUUGUGGAGUAUUUCUAAACUUUGUCCCUUGAAAUGGUCAGGAAACUGAAAAUAUUUAUGACUUCUUUCAAACUAGACUUUGCUGCUACUCAGGAAAACGCGUUCUCAUUCUGUUUCUCACCUGCUUAAGUGCAAACCUAGAAAUUUCACUCUGUCAAUGGACUGUACUUGGACAGGACAUUUUUGGGAGUGGAAAGUGGCCAGUUCUGAAACCUGAUCAGGAGUUGAUGGCAAGAGAUGAUGAUAUCUUGUGUAUUUGUGAAAGAAAAAAAGUAGAGGUGUGUGGCUAUCUCUGCUUACUUGGAAGUAGUUCUGUAUUUUUGGACACCAACCCAUGUUCUGUGUGCAUUGCUGUGUAAAAGGGAUGAGUCAGGAUGGUCUGAAAUUGCGGCUGUUUUCAUUCACCAUCCUUGAAGAGUGUCAUCUGAAUGCAGACAUGAAUUCUGCUUACUUUAUAAGUGUUCUUAUGUAAAAUUGAGCAGGUUCUUAAAUUAUCUUUAUUACCAACAUGGCAUCUGUCACUGAAUCCUUUUAGCUGAUUCUCAGAAGUGUGCAUGCUUUGGAAUAUGCACAUGGUUGGGCUUUAUUUAUAAAGAUGAGAGAGAAGGAAUGGCUCAGGAGUGUAACAUGUAUUAAAGAAAAUAUUUGAGAAGUA
Molecule: messenger RNA, 3381 nt
Organism: Meleagris gallopavo (turkey)
Lineage: Eukaryota; Metazoa; Chordata; Aves; Galliformes; Phasianidae
Product: interleukin-1 receptor type 1-like
Biological process (GO): signal transduction; regulation of inflammatory response
Molecular function (GO): interleukin-1, type I, activating receptor activity
Source: RefSeq, a predicted model, not a curated record